AUGGAAUCCCGCGCAAAGAAGCUAGAUAAUGAUGUAAAAAGUGUGAAAUCCGAAUUCAAAAACCUAGAAACCAAUGUGAGCUCCUUAGGAGAAGUGUUCGAUUCAGUUAAGGAAACGGCAGAAGCAAAUAGAACCGUAAUAAACAACAACAGGAAAAGCUUAGAACAAUACAGACAAGAACAACAACUUUCCGAAAAUAUUAUGGCUGAUAAAAUGAAAAGAAUGGAAGACGCUAAUGAAAAGCUACAAAACUCAGUGACGGAUCUCAAGGCGCGGUCCAUGAGGGAUAACCUCGUGUUCUCAGGAAUCCCGGAACAAAGAGGGGAAGACACCGAGGCCCUGCUACAGGACUUCCUCCAGAAAAAAUACAAGCUCGAGUACGAAAUCUCUUUUGAACGUGUUCACAGAAUGGGCAGAUGGAACGAAUUUAAUGAACACCCACGAAAUAUUGUGGCCAAAUUUACAUAUUACAAGGAUAGGGAGUUCAUCCGAACACAUGCGGCACAGAAGCUGAAAGGAUCAAAUGUCUGGGUGAAUGAACAAUAUCCCCCGGAAAUUGAAGAGAGGAGAAAAAAACUCUACCCUGUCAUGCGUCAGGCCAAGAAAGAGAAAAAACGCGCAAAGUUGGUCCGCGAUGUCCUGUACAUUGAGGGAGAGAUUUACACUCCACCUAUGGAAUCCGCCCGUCAAACUGCAUCUACGCGACAGACUGGACCAAGCCAUGCGAGUCAACAGACACCCCGAAGUGACCGACAGCCAAACAAAAGACAACGCCAAGGAUCAACUCCUUCUGGUAAAUAG
Magallana angulata is the source of this 801-nucleotide messenger RNA. RefSeq lists its product as uncharacterized. NCBI's taxonomy places the organism in Eukaryota, Metazoa, Mollusca, Bivalvia, Ostreida, Ostreidae. The record is from RefSeq and is a predicted model, not a curated record. The transcript has a single exon. Bases 1 to 801 code for a protein of 266 amino acids.